AGCCAGGCUCAGGCAGGGGGCAGGGGUGGCUCGAAGCCCUGGGCCCGGUGGCCGAGGUAUAGUUGGCGGGUGGCCACGGGCCGCAGGCUGCACGUAUUCGCGAGGGGGAGAUGAACUUCUACACGAUCACAGCGCUGUAUGCGGUCUUCGGCGGGCUCGGCAUCGGCAUUUUUCUGUGGGGCAAGCCCGAUGGCAACUCAAUGUUUGACCGCCUAUACCGGCUGAUCUGCCAGCAGCUUCCCGCGGGCAUCAAGAGGGCGUUGGAGAAGUGCUGUGGUAAGCGAGCGCCCGCCUUUCUCGACUGGCUCUGGAAUUACGUCUGCUACACCAGCAACCCCAUAGUACAGGUGUUCUACCUCUGUGUGAUCGUCGGCGGCUUCCUCACUUUCGUGACCUAUGGCUUCCCGCACUUGCCGAACAGGCUCGUUGGGAGCGUCCACAAGUACACCGGCUUCGCCGUGUUUGUCGUCUGUCUGUCCGUGUGGUGGAAGGCCUGCAGCACGGACCCAGGCACGGUCACGCCGCUCAACGUGGACGACCUCUGCAAGAUCCACGAGUGGGACGACGUUAUUUUCACCAAUAUGCAGUGCAAGACCUGCGACAUCGUGAAACCUGCGAGGUCAAAGCACUGCGGGCUGUGCAACGUUUGCGUGGCGAGGUUUGACCACCACUGCAUCUGGCUGAACAACUGCGUCGGGGUCGGCAACCAUAAAUGGUUCCUCUCGUUCCUUUUCUGGCACUUGGUAUUGUGCCUCUAUGGAUUCAGCCUUGGCACUGUCUUGAUAUAUAACGUGAUAGUGGAGAAGGACCUCCAGAACGCUGUAUUUGUCGACCCCCUGACACGGCAGAAACACAAAGCCACCUGGUCAAUCAUUGGCCAGUACAUGCUCGCUUCUGAGGGUAUGAUCAUUUUUGUUAGCUUGCUUGCCCUAGUCAUGGGCUUGGUGCUGUUCGGUUUCUUCUUGUGGCACUUGAACCUCGUUCGCACUGGGAUGACGACGAACGAGCUGUCAAAGUGGAACUACGUGAAGUGGUCCCUGAGGCAAGAGGGCGAGCAGGGCAAAGAAGAGCUCAAGAAGUUGGUGAACCCAUACAACUUGGGCAUGGUCGCCAACUUCAAGGAGGUCUUCUUCAAUAUAGACGUGCACAGAAUGCCGGGCAGGGCUGGGAGGAAGGACCAGGCGCAAGCCAAGCCGCGCGACAAGAAAAAGGCCAAGAAGUCGUGAGCCACGCGACGGCCAGUCAUGCUCGCAGCGGCAGUCUCGAGCGGCAGCGACUUAGGCUAUUGGCCCUUCUUCCCUCCGUACCCCAUCCCUUCAGGAGCCAGCAGAGAUUUUUUUUUAUCCUGUGGCGUGUGACGGUCACCGCGCGUUGCGCAGGCGUUCGUGGCACGAGGCUGGCCUCGCGGAGCGGGGGGCUGUGUUCGUGUACGUGGCUGGGCGCGCACUUUUUUUGUCUACCUCCCUGCCCCUCUCCUCCCUCCCUCCCCGCCCUCCUCCUCAGUCUCGCCAUCCCCAUCGGAGUUUUCUCCGGAUCACUCGUGGCCGUCGCCGUGGAAAAGCCGUCCGUCCGUCUCUCCAUCUCCCCCCCCCUCCCCAGAGCUGACCGGGUGGCCCGUGCCUGCUCAUCUUGGAAGCGGGUCCUGGAGGCACAGGGUCCUGGCGAGUCGUGGCAUCUUGCGGCAGUGCCCUCCGUGGCGGUGGCAAGACUCGAAGGACGACGACGAGGUCGCGGGCGCAG
Prorocentrum cordatum is the source of this 1740-nucleotide messenger RNA. The record is from the annotation of a GenBank genome assembly. Lineage: Eukaryota; Dinophyceae; Prorocentrales; Prorocentraceae.